AAUGGAAAGGGUCAUAAUAUGAUAUUAUGAUAUCAAUUGGGAAGCACCAUGGAUCCCUCCGAUGGUAUCCACUUCGUCUCCUCAACCGACUCUCCCGAGUUCACUCGUCUCAGCUCCUCACUCACUCGUUCCUCCGUCAUCGGACUCGACGCCGAAUGGAAGCCUGUCCGAGCUCACCAACCCAACUUCCCCACCGUCCUUCUUCUCCAAAUCGCCUGUCGACUCGACUCCCACCGCUCCAUAGUUUUCCUACUAGACCUGUCGGAGAUCCUUCUUCCUUCCGUCUACCACCUGCUAAGAGACGUAUUUCUAUCUCCUCACAUUCUAAAGCUAGGCUUUCGAUUCAAACAGGACCUGCUUUACUUGUCAUCUACUUUUCGUUCUCAGGGCUGCGAUUCCGGCUUUGAUAGGGUGGAACCAUUUUUGGAUAUUGCAACCAUAUACAGUCAUCUACACCACAAGCAAACGACAAGAAAGACAAAGGUUACUAAGAGCCUAUCCUUCAUAUGUGAAGAACUUCUUGGCAUGUCUCUUUCAAAGGAACUUCAAUGCAGUGAUUGGUCACUUCGUCCUCUUACAAAAGACCAAAGGACUUACGCUGCUAUAGAUGCUCUUUGUUUAAUUGAGAUAUUCAACGUCUUUCAGCUGAGAGUUCUCAAAGAAGGAGCUUUUCGAAAUCUCACUGAACUUGAUAAUUCAAGUUUAAAUCUCGGGUUGAAGCAGAUUCUUAAGGAACCUAAUAUUUCUUCUAGAAUAUUGAGGACCACAUUUUGUGAUGCUGUAGAGAUGGUUAGAGCUACUACAAUUGAAUACCCUCAAAGACCACAUGCUGAACAGGGAAUAAGUUUAAGGAAAUCAAGUUGGGUUACGCUACCCAUGGAUUACACACUUUUGCAGAUUGUAAGAGGAUAUAGCGACAAAAUAGUAUUGACGGAAUCAGAUGGAAAGCCUGGAACAUCAAAAAAGAAAGGAAAAAGGAAGUCAUCCACUGGCUUUACUUGCAAAGAAAAACGAGUAGAUGAUAUUGAUGAAUGGCGAGGCCCAGCACCAUGGGACUAUUUAUUGGGUGGGGAUGGAUUCCCAAAGUUUCUGUGUGAUGUGAUGGUAGAGGGCUUGGCAAAACACUUGAGGUGUGUUGGAAUUGAUGCUGCUGUUCCCUAUUCUAGAAAGCCAGAAACCAGGGAGUUAAUAGAUCAAGCUAUCAAAGAGAAGAGAGUUCUUUUGACAAGAGAUGCCAAGCUCUUGAGACAUGAAUAUCUGUUAGGAAAUCAGAUAUAUAGAGUGAAGAGUCUUCUAAAAAAUGACCAGCUAAUUGAGGUGAUAGAAACAUUCCAGUUGAAAAUUUGUGAGGAUCAGCUGAUGUCAAGGUGCACUAAAUGCAAUGGCAGAUUCAUCCAGAAACCUUUAUCAAUUGAAGAGGCGAUUGAAGCAGCAAAGGGGUUUCAAGUGAUCCCUAACUGUUUGUUUGACAGGAACAUCGAGUUCUGGCAGUGCACAGACUGCAAUCAGCUUUACUGGGAGGGAACCCAAUACCACAAUGCAGUACAGAAAUUCAUUGACGUGUGCAAAAUAUCAAGUGCAUGAAGGUGGUGACUGAUUGUUGUGUUUUGGUUCCAAAAGAUUUUGAGUUCAGUAUCCCAUGACAUGGAUGGAACUACAGUCUACAGCAGAAGGGGUUGGGUUGUGAGUUCGAGUCUUUGUAUAAGAAAAGUUAUUGUUAUACCCUUGAAGAUGCAUAAUCUUAUCAAACUGAUAAUCGUUAAAA
Cynara cardunculus var. scolymus (artichoke) is the source of this 1765-nucleotide messenger RNA. Its product is annotated as exonuclease mut-7 homolog. The transcript is spliced from 8 exons. Gene Ontology annotation, molecular function: 3'-5' exonuclease activity; nucleic acid binding. The coding region runs from base 49 to 1584 and encodes 511 amino acids. The record is from RefSeq and is a predicted model, not a curated record. NCBI's taxonomy places the organism in Eukaryota, Viridiplantae, Streptophyta, Magnoliopsida, Asterales, Asteraceae. Gene Ontology annotation, biological process: nucleobase-containing compound metabolic process.